UCACGGAUACUACCUCCAUAUUUUAUACAGUCUAUGAUUGACAUCUGCCCUCAUAAAACUCAUAAAAAUGAUUCAAGCCCUUCUUAGAUGUGACACAUUUAAGUAUUGUUGUCUUUAUUUAAAAAAUAUCUAGUUUGAAAACAUACACCUUCAUAUUUUGUCAGCGAAACAUAAAAUGUAUUAAUCAUAUACCCUAUGGGAUUUAUUUGAUGUUGAUCAACACAAAAUAAAUGAGUUCGAAUGUGGUACCACCCUUUGCGCAUGCGUUAUGCCAUCGUCGCGGGCAUACGUCAUUCAUCACUCCUUCUGGCUGCUCGACCGUAUAUCGUGGGAAACCGUCUGCAGGUCGAAGUCCGUUCUUUGAAGGCUUGCUUAUCCUGCUGGAGCUGAGACACAGCCGGAGCGCAGCGGAGCGGAGCCGGGUUAAAUCAACUUUUCCAAGCUUCUUGUGGCAGCCUCCUCAUGGUCAGCGUUACCAAGCUUCUUAUGCCAAUGUCCUAGUGUUCAGAGUUGCCAAGCUUCUUGUGGCAGCCUCUUAGUGAUGAUUAAUGCAGAGUUCUUGCAGAUCACCACGAAACCACUGCAGUCAAAUUUCAUGUCGCAGCUGGACAACUUUUCACACAAGCUGAUGCAGAUCUUCAAGAGCAAAGGAGGAGUGAAGGUGCAAAGAAUCAAAGAUGUCCUGGCAAAAAUAGAUUUGUGUGACAACAUCAACAUCAGGAGUGAGUGCAUCCUGAGAAGCCUUGUUAUCUACCUCAAUGAAGAUCCUGACACCGUCUUCAAGGAAUAUCUGCUAGCCAACUUGCCUGAAGAUGAGAAACACCCGACCAAAAGUACAGAUGAGCUGAAUGUUGCUAUCAGAGCAACCUGGGCUUCAAUAACACCUCAGCUGUGCCAAAGGCUGAUCGCCUCCAUGCCACGCCACAUUGAUGCAAUAAUUUGUGAUGCACUUUCAUGGUAUGUACUUGAGGUUGAGGAAGAUCAAUGCGAUUCCAUGUCUUUGUCCAGCAUGAUGACCCCGUCCUCAGCCUGCAUGUCCCUGAACAUGGAAAUGCCCCGGAAACGCAAGGGCAGCAUGGACAACCAAGAUGCAAAAUCUGCUUCCUUCACUGAUGCAGAUAUGGAGGACGACCAAAACGGGUCAGAUGGAGACGACCAACAUGUCAAAAUCAAAUGCUUCAGGGAACCUCACAGCCAAAUUGAGAAGAGAAGACGGGACAAAAUGAACCAUCUCAUUGACAAACUGUCAGCCAUGAUCCCCACCUGUAACCCCAUGUCAAGAAAGCUGGACAAACUCACUGUGCUCAGAAUGGCAGUGCAGCACCUCAAAUCUCUUAAAGGUUCGGGAACAUCUUUAUCUGAAGCUAACUACAAACCGUCAUUCCUUCCCGACGAGGAGCUCAAACACCUUGUCCUCAAGGCUGCAGAUGGGUUCCUGUUUGUAGUGGGCUGUGAUCGUGGGAAAAUAGUUUUUGUCUCAGAGUCCGUCACGAAGAUAUUAAAUUAUAGUCGGGCGGAGCUGAUUGGACAGAGCCUGUUUGACUACAUACACCAAAAAGACAUGGGGAAGGUGAAGGAGCAGCUGUCGGCUUCCGAAUUGUACCCUCGUGAACGACUAAUAGAUGCUAAAACCGGUCUGCAGGUCCAGGCUGACCUCCCUGUCGGAGCAGCAAGGUUGUGUUCAGGCACACGGCGCUCGUUCUUCUGCCGCAUGAAGUACAACAAAAUUUCAGUCAAAGUUGAGGACAAAGAAUUCCAAUCCAACUCGUCCAAAAAGAAAGAAGUGCAGAAGUACUGCACCGUCCACUGCACAGGCUACAUGCGCAGUUGGGCCACCAGCCAGCUGGGAGUAGAGGGGGAGGGGGAAGCAGACAAGCAGGAUAGCUCCCACUUCAGCUGCCUGGUGGCAGUGGGGCGCAUCCACUCCCACUCAUCUCCCCAGGUUAAUGGAGAAGUCCGAGUUAAAGCAACAGAAUUCACCACGCGUUAUGCCAUGGACGGAAAAUUCACCUUUGUUGAUCAAAGAGCAACAACCAUUCUUGGUUAUCUGCCCCAAGAAUUACUCGGGACAUCAUGCUAUGAAUACUUCCAUCAAGAUGACUUACCACAUUUAGCUGACAGGCAUAGAAAAGUGCUGCGAAGUAAAGAGAAGAUCGAGACAAACUGCUAUAAGUUCAAAACAAAACAUGGAUCUUUCGUCACUCUGCAAAGUCAGUGGUUUAGUUUUGUUAAUCCCUGGACCAAAGAAGUAGAAUACAUAGUGUCAACUAACACAGUUAUAUCGCAUGAUCUCAGUCGAACCAGUCGGUCGGGAAACAAGUCUGAGCUGUCGAGCAACUCCAAGACACAUGAAGACGGAAAGAAGUCCUUUCCAGUCAUACCAGGCGUCUCCACUGCACCUGGAGCCAUGAUUUAUGCUGGAAGCAUAGGGACCCAGAUUGCAAAUGAGCUCCUGGAUUUUAACAGGAUGAACUCAUCCCCCUCUAGUGGUAAUACCAGCCCGUUCAGUUUACCACCAGAUAAAUGUGCACAAACUCACAAUCAAAACAGCAACAAUGUGCCAAAUGGAGAGGUUACAGACAUGGAGGUGCCAGGAAAGUCCAGCUCAGAGGAUGAGCCACAGGGAGCUGCAUUCUCAGGAGGAGACUCACUCAUGGGGGAGAAUUCCCAGCUGGAUUUGGACAGCGUGGUUGGACCGGGCCUUAGUAGUCUCAGCAAUGACGAAGCAGCCAUGGCAGUGAUCAUGAGCCUCCUGGAGACGGACACAAACUUGGGCGAGGCUGUUGACUUUGAGGAGAUGCAUUGGUCUCUAUAGAACCCGCUCUCACAGUGUGAAGCACACUAACUCUCUGACCAUCAGCUUCGUUGGAUGACGUGUUCACCUUGAAUUCUUACAAAGACGCAGCAUUCCUUUUCUAAAGGACUAUUUAUUUAUUAGUGAUCUUUUCCACAUAAGCUGUGUAUUCUUCAUGUGGCUGCUCUAACUGCAGUGGGAUUGACGACAAUAAGGGACACCGGCUUUUCCUCUUCAGGAGGAAGACGUGCCUCUAAAGCCUUACAGCAGUCUGCCUGUUCCUCACUGCUUUCCUUGCAUCUACUGUCAUCCUCUGUUCACCUAACGAGGCCUCGCUUGGUCCAAGAACUCAUGAACAAAAAAGGACGAGAUGUAAAAAUAGCUUAUUUUUCGCUCCUGCCCACAUUUGAAAACAAAAGGUUGGGAGUGAUGAUGCAAAAAAAAAAUGCACUGAAACGAUUUCAUGUCUUUUUUAAAUGGUCGUACUUUGUUAGGUACUGUACUUUUAAUUGAAAUGCAAAGAAGACACCUUGACAACCUGGCCCAUCUGUGACCCCUCAGGAUACAAGCCGUAGGUAGCCAGCCUACCACGGCAGACCACACUUCCAUAACCUCUAAACUUUGAGAGUCACCUCAUAAUGUGCCGCUCAGAGAUUCUUAACUUGUCAGUAUCUGAACAUUUUCCAUGGAAACAGUCCAGAAACCUCUUCUAUUGUACACUGACUUGAAAAUACUGUAUAUGUGUGGGUUUGGUAUGAUUACUAACUAAUGCUGUUUGGGGUGUGUGUCUUAAAGGGAUAGUUUGCAUAGGAAGGAUCUGUUCAUUUUUUUGUGUUCUUUAAGACCUCUAUCCCCAGUGUUGGCUGCCCUGGACUUCAUCUGUUCUAAUCAUGUGACAUGUUUAGAUCGAAAUGAUCCACCUGGUAUUUUCAGCGUGAAAGGACUCUUAUAAAUGUAUAAGAACUACAGUAAUGCAAAUUAAAAACAGUGUUGUAAGAGGUGCUCAGAUGGGGGUUGGCGGCAACAGCUAAGCAGGAAACCCAUUUCACAUCUGUGGCGAUUUAAUACGUGUCUGAGGUUGAUCUCUGAGGUCUAAUGUCAACUCAGGAAGUGAUGGAAAUAGAGCUCCCAUCUUUAAAAUACAAGAAUAUAUUUAGCAGGAUUUUGUCCCUAGUUUUAAGUUUGAAAUACUCUUCUACAUACGGUGUGUUGUUUAGAGUCAUCUUUUCAUGGGUCUGUGUACAUUUAUUGUCAGUUAUAUGAUCUCUUUUUUUUAAGCCAUAGCUUUAGCUGUUUUAUUUUCCUGUGUACUGUUAUACACUGACAGUCUUCAUGUGUUUGAUGGGCAAGAGUAGUUACAGGAACAGAACAUAGUCGUGAAGGGAUUAUGCUAUGCAGAACUAUCAUUCCAUUAGUGCUACAUUUUAAAGUGUGUCCCGUCUCUCCCAUGUCAUGUAUUAAGUAAGUAUACGACAUGCCGCUAACUAGUUAAUUGAUUUUUGGUGAGGACUUGAAUAUUGGACUGAACUGUGUGGAUCACUUAGCGAUGUUACCUCAUGUAGAUUUUUUUAUUUUACAUAUCUUUGAUUUUAUUAACAAAUCAUUGUUCCCCUUUAUGUGAUGACCUGAAAUGUUAGUGAGUUAUUCGUUAGCCAGAUGGUGUAAUGAGGACGGUGUUUGGUCAAGUUUACAAUAUCCAAUGCAUGUCAAAUUAUUGUCACACAGUGAUUCUUUCAAAGAUUGGCAGUGUUGCUCAUGCCAAAAUUUACCAGAAUAAUGUUAUUUUAAUGACACAGGGACAGUACUAGUGGGGGGAUUAAAUACUUCUGUACUGUUAUUGUAGAUGUCAAAAUGACUCUUGUUUUAAUAGAACUGUGUGUGCCUCUGA
Messenger RNA from Notolabrus celidotus (New Zealand spotty), 4682 nucleotides. It is a transcript of the gene bmal2, whose product is annotated as aryl hydrocarbon receptor nuclear translocator-like 2. Gene Ontology annotation, cellular component: transcription regulator complex; aryl hydrocarbon receptor complex; cytoplasm. The transcript is spliced from 23 exons. Gene Ontology annotation, biological process: regulation of transcription by RNA polymerase II. The coding region runs from base 542 to 2815 and encodes 757 amino acids. The record is from RefSeq and is a predicted model, not a curated record. Gene Ontology annotation, molecular function: RNA polymerase II cis-regulatory region sequence-specific DNA binding; DNA-binding transcription factor activity, RNA polymerase II-specific; protein dimerization activity. Lineage: Eukaryota; Metazoa; Chordata; Actinopteri; Labriformes; Labridae.